Molecule: messenger RNA, 993 nt
Organism: Anopheles stephensi (Asian malaria mosquito)
Lineage: Eukaryota; Metazoa; Arthropoda; Insecta; Diptera; Culicidae
Product: tetra-peptide repeat homeobox protein 1-like
Exons: 3
Coding region: 1-801 (266 amino acids)
Source: RefSeq, a predicted model, not a curated record
AUGGCUCCAGCUAUUGGAGCAUCCCUGUCAGCACCAUUCCUAGGACCCUCCAUCGGAGCACCAAUUGGGCCAUCAUUUGCGGCAGGACCGAUCGGACUUCCGGCUGGACCGAUCGGACUUCCGGCAGGACCGAUCGGAAUCCCGGCAGGACCGAUCGGACUUCCAGCGGGACCAUUCCUUGGAGGCGCGUUUGCCCCUGCAGCCCUUCCCGCUCCGGGUCCAGUGUUUGCUCCUGCACCUCCUACAGUGGCCGUCGCACCAACAGUCACACGCAACAUUUUGACCACCGUGCAGCAACCUGUCCCGGUGCCCUAUCCACAGCCCGUCCCCGUGGACCGUCCCGUACCGGUCCCAGUGCAUGUGCAUGUCCCGGUCGAUCGUCCCGUACCGGUACCGCAUCCCGUUGCCGUUCCCGUCCACGUGCCUCGUCCCGUCCCGGUUCCAGUCCCACAACCAUACCCAGUAACCGUUACCAGAACUGUGGCUGUGCCGGUUCCCCAGCCCUACCCGGUGCAUCAUGCCGUGCCCGUCCCGCAGCCCGUCCCCGUGCCUCAGCCCGUUCCGGUUCCGCAGCCUGUUGCCGUGCCGCAUCCGGUUGCUGUGCCGCAUCCGGUGGUGGUACCGGCACCCGUUCCCACCCUUCCGAUCGCAUCGCUGCCGGCCUACGGUUACGGUUACGGUUACGGUGGUUUUCUGCCUUCCUAUGGCAAGGUGUACGGUGGUGGUGUAACGCUGCAGAAGGUGUACACCGGCCACCAUCAUGGGCUCGGCUUGCUGGGGCUGAAAAAGUAUCUCGGAUAGGUAGAGUGAUGGUUUAUGUUUAAGUCAUUUCAGUGUCAUAACGUGUGCGGAAAUGGUUCUUUAGACUGUUUGAGUUACGAUAAUGUUACUGCGUGUAAGACGAGAAGAAAAAAAAGGUCUUGCAAAGGCAGUGCAUUGUUUAGAGUAUAUUCGCCAAAUAAAACAUGUUUCUUGUCUAAUAAUUUUACCAUA